AUGGAGCCGUUGGCCAUCGUCGGAAUGGCCUGCCGCUUCCCGGGUGAUGCGUCAACGGUGGAGAAGUUCUGGGACAUGCUCAUCAAGGGGCAGACAGGACAUUCUAAGGUCCCUAAAGACCGAUAUGACGCUGAGGCAUGGUACCACCCUCACCACGAGAGACGAGGAGCGAUACAGCCUCGAAGCGGCUUCUUCUUGCAAGAAAGCGCAGCAGGAUUUGAUGCGCCUUUCUUCUCUAUCACAGCAAAGGAGGCGGCGGGAAUGGACCCUAUGCAGCGUAAGCUACUCGAGGUGGCUUAUGAGGCGUUCGAGAACGCGGGAAUGCCGAUGGAAGUCGUGGCUGGCUCGCAGACGGGCGUAUAUGCGGGCUCGAUGACAGACGACUACGCGCACAUUUCUGCGGGCGACGAAUUCGACCUGGCGCAGAACUCGGCCUCGGGCAUCUCCCGGGCAAUGCUUGCCAACCGAGUGUCCUGGUUCUUUGAUCUCCACGGGCCAAGUAUAACGCUCGACACGGCAUGCUCGUCAAGUCUCUACGCGCUGCACCUGGCGUGUCAGUCACUUUGGCUUAACGAGACGAAGCAGGCGUUGGUGUGCGGCGCUAACCUCGUCUUGUCGCCCAACUACGUGGCGCAGCUCUCGGCCAUGCACAUGGUCGGGCCAGACGGCGUUAGCCACUCUUUCGAUGCCCGUGCCAACGGCUACGCCCGCGGCGAGGCGGUUGGGGCGGUAGUGAUCAAGACGCUCAGCCAAGCCGUGGCCGAUGGCGAUACUGUGCGGGCGGUAAUUCGUGGAACCGGAGUGAACCAGGACGGCAGGACGGCCGGUAUCACGGUACCCAGCGGCCGCGCGCAGGAGGCCCUGAUCCGCCAGACCUACGCCCUCGCCAACCUGCCGCUUGAUGGCACCAGCUACUUUGAGGCUCACGGCACCGGCACUCGGGCUGGCGAUCCCGUCGAGCUCGGGGCUCUGCAUGCGACGUUUGGUGCCGCCAAAGGCCGUGACGCGCCGCUUCUGGUCGGCAGUGUGAAAACCAACAUCGGCCACACCGAGGGAGCCGCCGGUAUCGCCGGCAUCAUCAAGGCCGUUCUUGCCCUUGAACGUGCCCAGAUCCCGCCGAUCGCCGGCUUCGACACCCUCAACCCUAGCUUGCGGCAUCUGGUUGAAGAUGGAGCCAUUGUCCUUCCGCGGCACAUGCAGCCGUGGCCGGGCUCUUCUGUACGGCGUGCCAGCGUCAACUCGUUCGGCUUUGGAGGCGCCAACGCCCACGCCAUCCUUGAUGACGCCUUGCACUUCCUUGCUAAUCGCGGGCUUCCACCUCUCCAUGCCACUGUCGGUGACGAAAUCGCCGCAACCGAGUGGGACCUGCACCCGGCCGACGACCAUAAGCUGUUCGUCUUCUCUACCCACGACAGGUCUGGUAUCCAUCGCCUGACUGCUGCAUAUGCCGAAUUUCUGCGUCAGGAGCCUGCCGUGACGGCGGAUGACCUGGCCUACACUCUCGGAUCCCGGAGAUCACGCUUCGACUUCCGCACCCAUGUUGUUGCCCCCUCGCUCGCUGGCCUGGCCGCUUCUCUCGAAGAGCCGCUCCUGUCCGCAGUCCACGCUUCGCGUAACGACAAUGUCAUAUUCAUAUUCACUGGCCAGGGCGCCCAAUGGCCGGGAAUGGGGCGCGAGCUGCUGCGAAACCGUGUCUUCUCUGCAAGCAUCGCUCGCAGCCAGGCUAUCCUAUCUGACCUGGGGGCCGACUGGAAAGUGAUUGAUUUCCUCGACAACCCGGAAAACACACGGAUUAACGAGCCGUGCUUCUGUCAACCAGUCUGCUCCAUUUUGCAGUUUGCCUUGACCGACCUGCUUCGUCAUUGGGAUAUCAGGCCCAAGGCCACCGUCGGCCAUUCCAGCGGCGAGCUCGCCUCGGCUUAUGCGGCCAGAUUGGUCCGCUUCGAGGAUGCUGUGCGCAUCGCCUAUUAUCGCGGUGUCUACUGCGAAGCAGCCAGGCACCGACUCGGCUCCCGCCGUGGUACCAUGUUGGCCGCCUCCUUGUCGGAAGCUGACGCACACGAGUAUUUGAAGCUUGUUCCAAAAGAUUCUGCAUGGAUCGGCUGCAUCAAUAGUGCUUCGAGCGUGACGCUAUCUGGAGAUGUCGAAUCUAUUGACCGUCUCAAUGCCAUACUUAAAGAUCGCGGCAAGUUUGCUAGGAAGCUCCGAGUCCAGCUCGCCUACCACUCGCCACACAUGCAGGCUGUCGCCGAAGACUUUAUGAAGGCGAUUGGGGAUAUCAAGCCCUGCCCUCCCUCUGACGUCCUCAUGUUCAGCUCUGUUACCGGGGAGCUUGUCGAAUGCCCCGAGUCAGUGGACGCCGUCUUUUGGACUAACAACAUGCUCGCUUCGGUCAAGUUUAAUUCUGCCGUCAGCAAGCUACUCCGCCAUCGAAUCCACGGUCGUCGAAACGAACCGAUUCGCUGGACUGCAGCCGUCGAGGUCGGUCCACAAGCAGCCCUCAAGGGCCCCUUCAAGCAGAUCGCAACAGCUUGGAGCGAAAAGGCUUCCAAGGACAUACUAUACACCAGCGUUCUGAGUCGCGGCGAGCACUGCAUUAAUACUGCCAAAGGUGCGGCCGGCCUUCUGUGGGCCGUCGGACACCCGGUCAAUCUGGCUACGGUGAAUGAUGAGGACCACAAAGUCAACCUCAAGGUCGUGGCUACACUACCUCCAUAUACGUGGAACCAUGACAAGGGUUUCUGGCACGAGCCAUCCGCCGCACGGGCGGCGCGACUGCGAACAUGGCCUCGAACCGAUUUGCUAGGCGUGCCGAUGCCCGGUCAGAACCCAAUGGAACCAACGUGGCGCAACUUCUUAUCCAGCGCAGAGUCCCCUUGGCUCAAUGAACACGUCAUUACCGGCACUACAUUAUUCCCUGCAGCCGGCAUGCUUACCAUGGCAAUCGAGGCCGCAUUUCAGAUAGCUUCGACAGAGAGGGCGCUGUCUGCUAUCCGGUUUCAUAACGUUCAUCUCAACAAAGGGCUUGUUAUCCCGGCCGGAGACCAAGCUGUCGAGGUGUUUCUAAGCAUCAAACAGCACGAGACGUUAGAUGGCUGGUUUUACUUUAAGGUCCUCUCUCUGCGACCAGACGGCUCUUGGGACAAGCACUCGACGGGAGAGUUCGAUAUCAUGUACAAGAACGGCGAUACUUAUGCCGCGCCAAGUCCGGAAUGGGCGACGCACCAGGCAACCUUUCACGAAAUCACUGCGCAGGCAACCGAGAUUGAUACUUAUGCCCUUUAUGACCAGCUUCAGAGUGUCGGCAUUCAGUAUGGUCCGUUGUUCAGAAACGUUGUCAGCGCCGCAGGCUUAUCGGGCAAGCACAAGGGAGUCGCCACCAUCUCUGUCCCUAACACAAAGUCGUCAAUGCCUCACGCUCACGAGUACCCUCAUUUGAUCCACCCCGCAACCCUAGAUGCCAUUUUCCAUCUGGUUUACGUGGCGAUGAACGAUGGGCAGCCGAUCAAGGAAGCAGCUAUUCCACAGAGCAUCGGGGAGCUCUUCAUCUCGGCUGAUCUGCCCCAGAGGAACAACGGAAGAUUCACCGGCUACUCGCACGUGGUCUCAACAGGUGCUCGCGGAUUUCUCGGCAGCAUCUUCGUCUCUGAUGAGCACUGGCAGGAGCCCAAGGUCAUUGUUCGAAACAUGGUCAUGACCAAGGUCUCCUCCAGUGCUCCAGGGGAAGCUCGGCCAUCUAUUAUAUGUCCGAAACGUGUUGCGCAGCUUGUCUGGAAAGAAGAUGUUGAACAUCUUAUAGGGAGUCCAGCGGAGACCCUGAUGGCAGCAAGAUCGAUAGAAUACCGGGGGCUCGAGUCCAGCAGGGCCGCUGCCGAGCUGAGUGUCUGGUUAGACCGCCUUUGUCACAAGUACGCCGAUCUCAGAGUACUUUUACUGUUACAAGGUCCGGCUGUCCAUAGCGACUUUGUUGGCUUACUUGCCCGAUUUGCGCCAAAGACUGGCCAUCGAGGUCGCUUCAGGUUUUGUUCUGUCAUCAGCGCCUCCGAAGAGUCCAUCUGCCAGCUGGGUGAUGAACUCGUAGGGGCCGAUGUUGAGGUUCAAUGCCAAGUUGUUGACACAGCAACCGUCCCACACUUUGGGCAGGGUGAUAACCAAUCCCCAUUUGAUCUUAUCUUGGCGUCAUCGGACAUCGUCCUGAGCCGCGAUUCACUCCGCUUUGCCGAGGAUCCGCCCCAUCUCUUCAAACAACUACUAGCUCCCGGGGGAUAUUUGACCAUUAUCGGUCACUGCAGCCCACCAAGCGAGAUGGGUUACUGGAAGCACCUACUUACCGAUAAUGGCUUCAACUGUCUUAUCGCGGCCAUCGAUUAUACCGAUUCAAUGCUUCUGAUCACCUCCAUUCCUGAUGAAGCUGGUACAGAGGAGCUUGUAUCAGAUGUGGUUCUUCUUGAACACUCGGAUCCUUCAAAGCCAGCAAAGCUGCUGGCGGCCCAACUCUCGGAACAGCUGGUCGCUAUUGGCAUCAGAGUCAGCUCCUCCUCUAUCUCACACGUCGGAGACCUGGGUUACAAGACUGUUAUCUCACUUCUUGAGGUAGAGGAGCCAUUCGUCAUCUCAUGGAACGCGCAAGAGUUUGAGUCGUUCCAGAAGCUUGUUUCCUCCGCACGCUACCUUCUCUGGGUCACGGCAGGCGGCCUCUUGACUGGGGAUGAAUUCUCUUUGAGGUUUUCUCCUACGACUGGUCUUCUACGAAGCCUACGGGUCGAGAAGCCACACAUUUCUCUUCCGCAUCUCGACCUAUCUCCGGACAUUGUUCUCGACAGUAGUAAGGCAGCUUCACUUGUAACUGCAGUUUUCAAGUCCACACUCCAAGCACGAGUAAAUGAAAGAGCCGCUGAGACAGAGUACACCACGUCCAACGGUCUUCUUUUCGUCCCCCGUGUCGUUUCAGAAGAUGCUCUCGAUCAAGAAUUGGAGCUCCAUUCACCCAACGCCAGGAGUGUGCAGGGCCGCUUGCAUGAUGGCUGUCGCCGUAAGCUCAUAGCAUCUGUUUCCAAUAAUAUCGAAAGUCUUCGUUGGGUAGAAGAUGAACAUUCAAUACAAGAGUUGCAAGAUUACGAGGUUGAAGUGCGCGUCAGCCAUGUCCUGCUCGACUUUGUCAACAGUCCAGAUUCUUCAGAUGGAGAGACACCGACGUUCGGUCGUCAAGCAGUCGGAUUCAUCACAGAUCUAGGUUCUGUGGAUCAGAGCCUGAAGAUCGGGCAGAGAGUCUUCACCAUUGUUCCGAACGCGUUAAAGACGCACGUUCGUCAAAUUCGCUCCCUCAUCCAGCCUGUUCCCGCCUUCUUGUCUUCGGAUGUUGCCUUAUGCCUCACCUCAACCUUUGCAACUGCUUGGCAUGCCCUUCACACUGCUGGAAGUUUCGCCAAAGGUAACUAUGUACUUGUUGAUGCAGCUGCACAUAGUUUUGGCCAGGCAGUCAUCCAGCUCGUUGAGAUGUUCGGGGGCCACGUCAUUGUUUCAGUCAGCUCGGAAGCUGAGAAGCGAGCGUUGAUGGACAACUACAACAUUCCCGAGGCCAGAUUUCUGGGCACCCCCGGCUCAUUUACAGCACAAGAUCUGGCAACCCUAACCGAUGGGAGGGGCGUAGACAUUAUCAUCGGAUCCAGCUCUGGUGUUGCACUCAGACACCUUUCGGCUUGCCUUGGGGAGGGCGGCCACUUUGUUAACGUUUACCGUACGGCUACAUCGACAGAUCUCGACCCCGAUUUCUUCACGAGAAAUGCCAGUUUCUCUUCAAUCAAUGUUGAUACUCUUGCUCGGCACAAAGCUUUCGACACCGUUGCAAAGAUUUUCCAGCUCACGCAUACCAAUAUGAUUGCUAGACACCACUCUAUGAAAACGUACUCGGUUGCAGAAAUCGACAAGGCUUUGGCUGCAGUUCGAUCAGAUAAGAACGAAUGCUCUAUUGUUGUUUCGUUCGAUGAGGGUGUUAUCGUACCUCUCAUGCCAACUCUGCCACCAAAGCUCAUGCUGAGUUCGGACGCCAGUUACGUCUUGUCUGGUGGACUUGGAGCACUUGGACUCGGCAUUGCUGGCAGUUUGAUUACCCGAGGCGUUCGCCAUCUAAUAUUCCUAUCCCGUUCUGGGCCUUCAACUGUGAAGCAGAAAGCCGCCAUCAGAGACUUCAAAGAGCGCGGAUGCUCUGUCCAUACGAUACAAUGUGAUGUUACAGAUGAGGUUCAAGUGAAGCUUGCAGCCCAGUCCUGCGAGUUGAGCGGCUGGAAGGUCAAAGGUAUCAUCCAGUGUGCCAUGGUGCUACAGGACUCUGUAUUUGAGAACAUGGAUUAUCAAAGGUGGUGUGCCACAAUCAACCCUAAGGUUAAGGGCACCUGGAACCUUCAUUGUCUGUUCCCUCGAGAGCUAGACUUCUUCGUCAUUCUUUCUUCCAUGUCCGGUGUGAUCGGAAACGCUGGCCAAGCAAACUACUCGGCUGGAAACACAUACGAAGACUCGGUAGCCCACUACCGACGAAACAUUGGACUUGCUGCCACAUCCCUCGACGUCGGUCUUGUGACCGACGCUAGCCACUUUGGCAAAGGCUCCACCUUCAAUUUAACUUCCGAGGAGUAUCUGAAUAAGUACAAACACUGGACCUCAGCCCAGGUCACGAGUCGAGAGCUUGAGAUUGUGCUUGCAGCGGCCAUUCGGGCAACGUCUCUUACUAACGGCAAACCUUUCGCACCGCAGCUACUCGUAGGUAUUACGGACGGCAUUCAGCGCGUUCAAGAGCCGGGAUGGCCUCGGGAUCGCAAGUUCGAUCAUCGCGUUAGCCAGAAUGUUACAACAGACUCUCGAAGCGUACGAGAAGCUUCCACCGGUCAGAAAAUGCGGUCUGCGAAGACAGUCAACGAGGCUGCACAGGCUGCUGAGGAAGCGAUCAGAACAUACAUCGCAGCUUCGAUCACGGCGCAACCCGAUGACAUUGAUGUCGGCAAGGCUCUUUUCACGUUUGGUGUUGAUUCGCUUAAAGCGAUAGAAGUCCGCAACUGGAUAUUUGCAGAGCUCCAGGCGGAUGUCUCCGUCUUUGAUGUGUUAAGCCAAACGCCGAUCAGCGACAUGGCCUUUUUGGUUGCUGGUAGAUCUUCCCUCGUUUCAGACGAGAUAAAAAGAGAUAUUGUUUAG
Colletotrichum navitas is the source of this 7185-nucleotide messenger RNA. RefSeq names its product putative polyketide synthase. Bases 1 to 7185 code for a protein of 2394 amino acids. Gene Ontology annotation, biological process: secondary metabolite biosynthetic process; fatty acid biosynthetic process. The record is from RefSeq and is a predicted model, not a curated record. Gene Ontology annotation, molecular function: phosphopantetheine binding; oxidoreductase activity; 3-oxoacyl-[acyl-carrier-protein] synthase activity. The transcript has 4 exons. NCBI's taxonomy places the organism in Eukaryota, Fungi, Ascomycota, Sordariomycetes, Glomerellales, Glomerellaceae.